Oncorhynchus nerka (sockeye salmon) is the source of this 6897-nucleotide messenger RNA. RefSeq lists its product as uncharacterized. Bases 2023 to 2661 code for a protein of 212 amino acids. Gene Ontology annotation, molecular function: 2-oxoglutarate-dependent dioxygenase activity; methyltransferase activity. The transcript has 2 exons. The record is from RefSeq and is a predicted model, not a curated record. Lineage: Eukaryota; Metazoa; Chordata; Actinopteri; Salmoniformes; Salmonidae.
AAAAUCCACACAGACCCAUGUACUGCCCAAACUGUAUAAGGGGUUUAUCUGAAUCUGCAAAGCCACGACGGAGAUAUAAAGAGAGAGAGACUAUACCCGCAUGUUGAACAUUUUAAAUCUCAAAUAAACGUCUUUACCUGCGGCAUCUGCCGGUGCGCACAGCGUGAGUAUGUGUGUUGUUUUAACCGUCCAAUUUGGAAUAUGUGUUUCAAGAGGCCACAUCACCUGCUCAACUAGGCUAUCAGGUCCUGUCACUGUCUCUACCAACACGGCAGCCCAGAAAGGUCCAGAGAGCCACAAGCCUAUGAAGACUCGCAGUGAAUCAAAGUGCUGCAAUGAAUUAGGAGAGAGGGCCUGGAUGAGAGCGGAUGCAGGGGUUUCUCAUGGCCUCACAUAGAAUGGUCUCACUUACUUAGAAUGAAUUGUCAAAGCUUCUUUCGGAAGUGUUAAUCCUAAUUUAACUGUCUGCAAACAAGCAAACAGAUAAAGAAUCAGAUUAAGUUAAUAAUACCAUUUGGUUUUAUCAACAUAAUGCUGAAACCCAGCCAUGCUCAGGUUAUGCUUCAUAUACUAUACUGAACAAAAAUAUAAGCGCAACAUGCAAGAAUUUCAAAGAUCUUACUGAGCUACAUUUCCAUUUGACCUCAUUUCUGCCAGCAUGUUAAAUGUGCAACCAAAGGGAAAAAAACUCUAGAUCACCUUUACUCCACACACAGAGAUGCAUACAAAGCUCUCCCCCGCCCUCCAUUUGGCAAAUCUGACCAUAAUUCUAUCCCCCUGAUUCCUGCUUACAAACAAAAACUAAAGCAGGAAGCACCAGUGACUCGGUCAAUAAAGAAGUGGUCAGAUGACGCAGAUGCUAAGCUACAGGGCUGUUUUUCUAGCACAGACUGGAAUAUGUUCUGGGAUUCUAUCGAUGGCAUUGAGGACUACACCACAUCAGUCACUGACUUCAUUGAUAAGUGCGUCGAUGACGUCGUUCCCACAGUGACCACACGUACAUACCCCAACCAGAAGCCAUGGAUUACAGGCAACAUGCACACUGAGCUAAAGGGUAGAGCUGCCGCUUACAAGGAGCGGGACUCUAACCCUGAAUCUUAUAAGAAAUCCUGCUAUGCCCUCUGACAAACCAUCAAACAGGCAAAGUGUCAAUACAGGGCUAAGAUUAAAUCGUACUACACCGGCUCCGACGCUCAUCGGAUGUGGCAGGGCUUGCAAACUAUUACAGACCACAAAGGGAAGUACAGGCGCGAGCUGCCCAGUGACAAAAGCCUACCAGAUGAGCUAAAUUAUGUCUAUGCUCGCUUCGAGGCAAGUAACACUGAAGCAUGCAUGAGAGUAUCAGCUGUUCCGAGCUACUGUUUGAGAACUCUCUCCGUAGACGAUGUGAGUAAGACCAUUAAACAGGUCAACAUUCACAAGGCCGCAGGGCCAGAUGGAUUACCAGGACGUGUACUCCAAGCAUGUGCUGACCAACUGGCAAGUGUCUUCACUGACAUUUUCAACCUCUCCCUGUCUGUAAUACCAACAUGUUUCAAGCAAACCAGCAUACUUCCUGUGCACAAGAACACUAAGGUAACCUGCCUAAAUUACUACUGACCCGUAGCACUCAUAUCUGUAGCCAUGAAGUGCUUUGAAAGGCUGGUCAUGGCUCACAUCAACACCAUCAAACCCUAGACCCACUCCAAUUUGCAUACCGCCCCAACAGAUCUACAGAUGAUGCCAUCUCUAUUGCACUCUACACUGCCCUUUCACACCUGGACAAAAGGAACACCUAUGUGAGAAUGCUAUUCAUUGACUAAAAUUCAGCGUUCAACACCAAAGUGCCCUCAAAACCCAUCACUAAGCUAAGGACCCUGGGACUAAACACCUCCCUCUGCAACUGGAUCCUGGACUUUAUGACGGGCCGCACCCAGGUGGUAAGGGUAGGCAACAACAUCUGCCACGCUGAUCCUCAACACGGGGGCCCCUCAGGGGUGCGUGCUCAGUCCCCUCCUGUACUCCCUGUUCACUCAUGACUGCAUGGCCAGGCACGACUCCAACACCAUCAUUAAAGUUGCCGAUGACACAACAGUGGUAGGCCUGAUCACCGACAACGACGAGACAGCCUAUAGGGAGGAGGUCAGAGACCUGGCCGUGUGGUGCCAGGACAACAGCCUCUUCCUCAACGUGAUCAAGACAAUUGUGGACUACAGGAAAAGGAGGACUGAGCACGCCCCCAUUCUCAUCGAAGGGGCUGUAGUGGAGCAGGUUGAGAGCUUCAAGUUGCUUGGUGUCCACAUCACCAACAAACUAACAGAGUCCAAGCACACCAAGACAGUCAUGAAGAUGGCACGACAAAACCUAUUCCCCCUCAGGAGACUGAAAAGAUUUGGCAUGGGUCCUCAGAUCCUCAGUAGAUUCUACAGCUGCACCAUCGAGAGCAUCCUGACUGGUUACAUCACUGCCUGGUAUGGCAGCUGCUCGGCCUCCGACCGCAAGGCACUACUGAGGGUAGUGUGUACAGCCCAGUGCAUCACUGGGGCCAAGCGUCCUCCCAUCCAGGAACUCUAUACCAGGAAGUGUCAGCGGAAGGCCAGCCACUCCAGCCACCCUGGUCAUAGACUGUUCUCUCUGCUACCGCAUGGCAAGCGGUACCGGAGCGGACUCCUGAACAUCUAAUCAAAUGGCUACCCAGACUAUUUGCAUUGCUCCCCCCUUUUACGCUGCUGCUACUCUCUGUUUAUUAUCUAUGCAUAGACACCUUAAUAACUCUACCUAUAUGUACAUAUUACCUCAAUUACCUCAACUAACCGGUGCCCCUGCACAUUGACUCUGUACUGGUGCUCCCUGUAUAUAGCCUCGCUAUUGCUAUUUUACUGCUGCUCUUUAAUUAUUUGUUACUUUUUAUUUCUUAUUCUUUUUGGGGGGAAUUUUUUCUUAAAACUGCAUUUUUGGUUAAGGGCUUGUAAGUAAGCAUUUCACUGUAAGGUGAAAUUGUAUUGCAUGUGACAAACAUAUGUUGUAUUCGGUACAUGUGACAAAUAAAAUUUGAUUUGAUUUGAAUGAAAUCAGUGAAUUGAAAUAUAUUCAUUAGGCCCUAAUCUAUGGAUUUCACAUGACUGGGAAUACAAAUAUGUAUGUUGGUCAAAGAUACCUUAUAAAAAAGAUAGGGGCGUGGAUCAGAAAAGCCGUCGGUAUCUGGUGUGACCAUCAUUUUACUCACGCAGCACGACACAUCUCCUUCGCAUAGAGUUGAUCAGGCUGUUGAUUUGUGGCUUGCGGAAUGUUGGCCCACUCAUUUUCAUUGGGUGUGUGAAUUUGCUGGAUAUUGGCGGGCACUGGAACUCGCUGUCAUACACGUCAAUCAAGAGCAUCCCAAAAAAUGCUCAAUGGGGGACAUGUCUGGUGAGUAUGCAGGCCAUGGAAGAACUGGGACAUUAUCAGCUUCCAGGAAUUGUCUACAGAUGGGGCAGUGCAUCAUCAUGAUGAAACAUGAGGUGAUGGCGACGGAUGACUGGCACGACAAUGGGCCUCAGGAUCUCGUCACGGUAUCUCUUUGCGUUCAAGUUGCCAUCAAUAAAAUGCAAUUGUGUUUGUUGUUCCUCUGUUCACAACCUUGACAUCAGCAAACCGUUCGCCCCCACAUAACACAAUACAUGCUGUCUGUCAUCUGCCCGGUACAAUUGAACCCGGAAUUAAUUAGUAAAGAGCACACUUCUCCAGUGUUCCAGCUGCCAUUGAAAUUGAGCAUUUGCCCACUGAAGUCGGUUACGACACCGAACUGCAGUCAGGUCAAGACCCUGGUGAGGACAAUAAGCAUGCAGGUGAGCUUCCCUGAGACUGUUUCUGACAGUUUGUGCAGAAAUUCUUCGGCUGUGCAAGCCCACAGUUUCAUCAGCUGUUCGGGUGGCUGGUCUCAGACUAUCCCGCAGGUCAAGAAGCCAGAUGUGGAGGUCCUGGUCUGGCGUGGUUGCAGUUGUGAGGCCGGUUGGACGUACUGCCAAAUUCUCUAAAACGACGUUGGAGGCGGCUUAUGGCAAAUAAAUUAACAUUCAACUAUCUGGCAACAGCUCUGGUGGACAUUCCUGCAGUCAGCAUGCCAAUUGCACGCGCCAUUAAAACUUGAGACAUCCGUGGCAUUGUGUUGUGUGAACAUUAAAUACUAAAUGUUCCUCAUCAAUCUAUACACAAUACCCUAUAAUGAGAAAGCAAAAACAGGUUUUUAGAAAUGUUUUCAAAUGUAUUAAAAAAAAUAAAAAAAACAGAAAUACCUUAUUUACAUAAGUAUUCAGACCCUUUGCUAUGAGACUCGAAAUUGAGCUCAGGUGCAUCCUGUUUCCAUUGAUCAUCCUUGAGAUGUUUCUACAACUUGAUUGGAGUCCACCUGUGGUAAAUGUAAUUGAUUGGACAUGUUUUGGAAAGGCACACACCUGUCUAUAUAAGGUCCCACAUUUGACAGUGCAUGUCAGAACAAAAACCAAGCCAUGAGGUUGAAGGAAUUGGCUGUGCAGCGAUGCUCCCCAUCCAACCUGACAGAGCUUGAGAGGAUCUUCAGAGAAGAAUGGGAGAAACUCCCCAAAUACAGGUGUACCAAGCUUGUAGCAUCACACCCAAGAACACCUGAGGCUGUAAUCGCUGCCAAAGGUGCUUCAACAAAGUACUGAGUAAAACUUUUUUUUAAACAUAUUUUGCAUUCUUAUUAUGGGGUUUUCAGUGUAGAUUGAUGAGGAAACAUAACAAUCUAAUACAUUUUAGAAUAAGGCUGUAACCUAACAAAAUGUGGAAAAAGUUAAAGGGGUCUGAAUAUUUCCAAAGGUAUUUAUUUAAUAAACGUAUCUGCCUGCUUUUAUAUUGUUCUCUCCUGUCUGUAGAAUGCCUACUGUUGUGUGUUUAUGCUGGUGUUAAUCUGUAUGGAAGCUAUACGUACUGUAUAUAUUGUAGUGUGCGUCUGUGUGUACAGAUUAAAAGGUGUGGUACAGUAAUUGACAAGGACACUGAUCCGGUGGCUAGAUUAGGUCAGUGUGGGUGGAAACUAGGAAUGAGGGACAGCUAUUCCUGAACUGGAGAAUAUACUCUGUAUAUAUAUAUAUAUAUAUAUAUAUAUAUAUAUACCAAUAUUUUUCUGUCCUGCAACCCGGUUAAGCAUUUCUAAUCAGGUGCUACUUUUUUAUAUUAUUAGCAGAUUUGUUUGCAGACUUGCUAAAAUGAACAAGUCUGCAAACUACACCUACGAUAUAACAUAGGUAUGUGCAUAGGAAUUAUGUGGACAACGCCUGAAUUACCAUAAUGAACAGGUUUCUACUAGUUUCCUGAACAAGCUAAGCAACUUGGUGGAAAACAGACAUACUUGUUCAGGGGGGAUUUCUAAAAGUCAAGAAGGCCGAUUCGAUCUUUAUGUUGAUUUUUCCUGUCCGGUGUCCACCCUUGUGAGAGAUGUGCUAUUCUGAGGCCCUUGCAUGCUUGCUGUCUCAAUCAUAUAUUUGCACUUUAACUGUUCACUUCUAGCAGUUCAUUAGGACAGACUUUCACAACUUCUACAAUAAAACAGAAUCUAAAUUGGUGUGAAUGUUGAAGAGAAUGCAUGGGUCUCUGAGGCUGAGCCCAGUUGUUCUGCUAGUGUUAAUGUAGUUAUCAAUGUGAUGACUGAUCAAAUAAAGAAACAAAGCCCUUUUUGAACAUUCUCUAUGGGGAUGUUCUCUCUCUGAUCUGAAGACGUCACAUAAAAACAGGGACACAUAGAAUGACACUGUACUCUAGGCCUAACUUACCACAACGGGGAACAAAUAUCUGAUACACUGCUGUUUCUGUAAGGUUUCAGUUUUAUCUCAGAUAGAGCAGCACAGCUCCAAUGGUCUGAACACUGUUGAAGGGAUACCUAAAAUAAUGUUUAGUAUAGGGCUCUAAGGAUACUCCUCCAUCCAUAGUCUUUACUUCAUUCAGAGUAUGGCUUGUCUAUAUGGCUCAUUGUUGAAAUGUGGUACUUUACUGCCCUCUAUUGGUCGUUUUUUAGCUCUAAAUUAUUACGAGAGCAAACCAUGUUUUAAUUUGUAUUAUGUUUUUCCAUUGCCUCAACUCAGUACUGGACACUUCUGUGUAACUCCUUUACGCAAGGAUUUAGCGCAUUCAGAAAAACACCAGAUUGUGAUGGUAAUAGCAAACAAACCUAACUCAGGAUUGUUCACAAGAAUUUCGCUAUACCCGCAAUAACAUCUACUAAACGUGUAUAUGACAAAUAAUAUUUCAUCAAAUGUGUGCUUUUUACGGCUCUGGCCAUAAUAUUAAAUAUCUGUUAGUAGUAACUGAUUCAAUCAAUGAACUAAACAAAACUGAGACGUGUGUAACAUCCAUUUAUUACCACAUAUGAGAUAUCUGGAAAUUACAAACAUUAUUUUAUUUAAACCAUCUUAACAUUUCAAAUUCCAAUUAAGAAACAUAAAUGAUUUGAAGUUAAAAGGGUGACACAACCUGAGAAGCAAAGGGGGAGGUCUAAAUAUCCGUGACCAUUCCAAUUACAGCUCAACAUUAACAUUCAUGAUCACUUUACCAAUUAGACUGUUUUUGGUUUGCAAGAGAGCAUCGACCACCAGCUCCAUAAACCUCACAACAAGGCCCCUCAGGAGUGAUCACAAAGAACACUGGAUUCACUAUUUGUUUGCAAAAGCCUUAAAAUGCUGUCUCCAAUUAUUUAUCGCAGAAGCCAAAUUUGAGAAUUCAAAGACAAAGGGAAAAUAGAGCCAAUAUAAGAGGCAAUGAAAUGAGAAUGAACUAUCUAGAAUCCCCUUCGACAGCUAAAACAAAUCACAAGCUUCAACACCUGUAGAAACGAUAGCUUACGUCAAUUUUGUUUUCUGUACAAAACUUUAUUUGAAUCCACCUCCAUUUCAUUCACAAAUCUUUUAUCCACUAUGAAAAAUG